Molecule: messenger RNA, 3714 nt
Organism: Belonocnema kinseyi
Lineage: Eukaryota; Metazoa; Arthropoda; Insecta; Hymenoptera; Cynipidae
Gene: Scm
Product: polycomb protein Scm
Exons: 8
Coding region: 303-2522 (739 amino acids)
Biological process (GO): regulation of DNA-templated transcription
Cellular component (GO): nucleus
Molecular function (GO): zinc ion binding; protein binding
Source: RefSeq, a predicted model, not a curated record
CGACGGGAAGAAAAAAUAUUCGUCAAGUGCAUUAAUCGAUUAAUCAGAGCGAAAUAAAUUGGAAUCAGUUUCUUUUUUUAAAUUCGAUGAAUGCCAAACUGGAAUCGGCAAUAGUGUCAGGCUUCAGUAGCUUUUAAUUAUUUCCAAUCGAGGGUUUCGACUUGACUUUGCCCACACGUCAAAACUAUCCGUGACCGAUGGAUGUAAAUAUAGUUUUCGAUUGUGGAGCAUUAAUGUCCAAAACUACAGAAUUGAACCACAGAGUGUAAUUUAUGCGCGAGUGCUGAUUAAUUCACAGCAGGAUGGCGGCUCCGCAAAAUAAAAUGAGAGGUCCAGGGCGGCCACCAAAGCUAAAAACUUUUUGCACCUGGUGUGGCGAAACAAAACAAUCACUGAAAUAUGUUUUGCCAACACAGCACGGAAAUAAAGAAUUUUGUUCGCAAAUUUGCCUCUCCGAGUAUCGGAAAGGUUAUGUUUCGGAAAGAGGGGCUUGUGUUCAUUGUGAUAAUGUCAUUCGAGGAAUACCUGUCACUCUUGACCAGCAGGAUGGUCCAACUAAAUAUUUUUGUUCGCCCUUUUGUUGUAGUAAACAUCAAAAGAAAGACGGCCAGGUGGACUCCAAAAAAAAUAAUAAUGAACAAAGAUCUCCAGCAUCUUCUCCAGUGCCAUCAACGAUAUCAAAUAAUACCAAUAGCAAUGCGAAUAAUACCAACACUGCUUCGACGACAACUCAGUCUUAUAAAAGCGGUAUUAAUAAUCAAAACAAUGUCUCGCAAUCGCCGUCGACAUCUGGCGGUAAUUUUCAAUUCGAGACUUACCAAACCUUCGAUUGGGAACAGUAUCUCAAAGAAACCAACAGUGAGGCGGCGCCCGCAGAGUGUUUCAAACAGCACGAGAUCCCAUCAACAAACGAGUUCAAAAUGGGCAUGAAACUGGAAGCCCUCGACCCGCGAAAUUUAACCUCGACCUGCAUCGCGACAGUCGUGGGAGUUUUGGGACCUCGACUACGCCUCCGACUGGACGGAUCCGACAACAAAAAUGACUUUUGGCGUCUGGUCGACAGCAACGAGAUCCACCCGAUCGGACAUUGCGAGAAGUCGGGUGGAAUGUUGCAGCCGCCUCUCGGGUUUCGCAUGAACGCCUCCAGUUGGCCGAUGUUCCUCCUGAAGACGCUGAACGGGGCGGAAAUGGCGCCUGCCAAGGUUUUUAAACGCGAGCCCCGGGUGCCGAGGUCCAAUAUGUUCAAGGUCGGGCACAAGCUUGAGGCGAUUGACAAGAAGAAUCCGCAACUGAUUUGCACCGCGACUGUCGGCGCAGUCAAGGACGCGAGCAUUCACAUCACUUUCGACGGAUGGCGAGGCGCUUUCGAUUACUGGUGCGACUACGACUCGAGGGACAUUUUCCCCGCGGGCUGGUGCUUCAAGAGUGGCCAUCCUCUUCAGCCACCCAAGCAGAAAUCCACAGGUCAAAAUCGGUUCAAAUCCAGAACGAGUAAUGUCCUUCCAGUGAUGGCAGUUUCCGGCAGUGGAUCGACUGGCGAAUCUGCCGUGACUUUAGUGAGUCCGCCUGUUUCUAGAACGCUUCCGCAACCGGCAACUGAACCGGACACCAGCAGCGCAAAUAGUAAACCGCUUUCUGCAGAAAACGUGACAAUACACGUGAGCCACAGUUGUUCCUGUGGUCCGUAUUUCGAUCCUAGGAAAGUGAAGGCGAUGCCGGGGCAAUUUGGCCCUGGACAGAUCCUCACAGUGACGCGAGAAAUCUUCCAAACCUUUUUAAUGGCAGCACUGAAUCCGAGACAGAUGCUGAAUCUCCUGAAGCGCGGCGAGGGUGAUUACAUCACCCUGAGCUUGGAGAGUAAACCGACGACAGUUCGGAUUCCAGUCUUUGUCGAAGUCAAGGACUUUUAUACAUAUGUCAGGCGGCAGCUCGAAGAUCUUUGCGCUUGCGAGCACUUGCUCUCGAAGAGAAAGGAAACUUGCAGCAAAUGUAUAGUCACCAGUUUGCAACCACCCAGAAUUAUUGUCAAGGAUGAAUUGAUUUCGCCCUUGGCCGAGAAGAGAAGAUGGUCUUCCGAGAAUCAGCAGAAUCCGACGACGACGACGACGACCGCGACGACGACGAUAGCGCCACAGCAAAAGCCAGAACCGCCCCAGAGUAUUGCGAUACCGCUACCCCAGACGAUGUCUGUCACUCCGUCACCUGCCAAGCAGCCGAGGAAAUCGGUUCCUGAGCUUGAAGCCGCUACGUCAACAACUCAGUCCGAAACCCCGGUUGCUAGAUUUUCUUCCACGGAACCUUCUGAGUGGACAAUUGAAGAUGUCAUACAAUAUAUUGCGGUUACAGAUCCAGCUCUUGGACAACACGCUGAUCUCUUUAGGAAACAUGAAAUAGACGGAAAAGCGCUGUUGCUCCUAAAUUCCGAUAUGAUGAUGAAGUACAUGGGUCUGAAGUUGGGCCCAGCCCUUAAGAUCUGCAAUCUCGUGAAUCGUAUCAAGGGAAGGAGACAUCUGGUGCUGUGACCCCCUUAAAAUAAUAUCAGUCUCAACAAAUCUGAAGCCUGCUGUAAAAAACGCAGAUAUUUUAGAACCUGACGCAUUUCGCUUUCUGCUUCUUCGGUGUAAAACCCCCCAUCUCUUUUUGCCUGUCGAGCAACGAAGAAAAGUAUACGAAAGUUCAAAAAAGGAGGGUUCAAAAAACGCAGAAGAAUCCAAAAAAAAAAAUAAUAAUUAGAGAACAGAAAUCUACAAAUAAGACGCCGCCGCCAGGGUUGUCUUCCAUUCUUGAAAAGCUCGAUAAAUCUAAUAUCGAGAUCCUUGCACUUUUCUUUACAAAUCGUGAUUUUUCUUAUCCUCUAUUUAUGAGGAUUCUUUAAAAAAAGAUAUUUAUUGAAAGAUGAUUUAUUAUAUUAUUAUCGCGCGGACGAGUAUUACGUGAUUCUAAAUAUAAAUCUAGUUUUAGAAUUAGACGUGAUGCGGGGUUUUUCUUGGCUUUCUUGAAAUAACUACCGGUUGAUGAGGUAGAGAUUUUUUUUAUUGGAUUAUUAUUAUUUUUAUUUUUUUUUUUUUUUUAAAGACGUUGAGAAGAAGGACCUCGUGGAUUCGGAGGGACAACCUGGUCGCGGAGAAACGGUCGAUGAAGAAAGGUUUUCCGUACUGUGAGACACACGACCUUUUGCAUCAAAUGUGUAAAGGACAAUACGAAGGAAUUUAAUUUUUCUUAAUUGUUUCUGUGAAUAUUGACCUUUUUAUGUGUCUAUCUCGCGCCAAUUGGCGAGCAGAUUUUCGCCUCUGAAGUGGCGAAUUUCUUGAUGCAUUUGCAUGAAAAUUUAUCCAAAGGCUUGUGAUCUACGUCGAAUCGACAUCACGGAACCGAUCAUUUCAAACUAUUUUUACACCUUCCAAAAAGUUUGUUUUCACUCGCUGAGGGCGCUCUUUUUGCCUCGAUAAUUUCCAAAUUUAUAAAUUUAUCAAGUCUUUUCUUUUUUUGAUGAGAAUUUUCGGUAUCUUUUCAUUUGGGAUGAGAUUCGUGAUAAAAAGUCAUUUUUUUGUCGAGUAUGUGUCUUUGUUGUUGGUAGGUUCAUGGCGAGUAAAAUACGUGGGCAUAGACUCAAUAAUAAUGCAGAUAUGAACUCGAUGGUCGACCGUUUCGCCAUCUGGUGCCAAAAAUCUAAACUGAUGUAGAGUUAGAAUUUUAUUUUUAUUUUUGCAUAAU